CCUACAUGCACACUCGGCGGCUUGCCGGUAUUCUGCGGCUUUCCCCGCAUCGACAACAUUCACACAAGGCGCGAGCAGAGGCGCUUUUUAGUGUCACGUCACGUCACGUCUGAAAAGGGCUGAAGCUGCUUGCUUAGGCAGGACGGGGAACUUGUUGUGUGUGGCGGUUCCUGUCGAAGAUCCCGGGAGAAACACAUUAAUGCCCACAAGUGAAGCAUCCCAUUGUGGGUUCCCUGGGAAACUCGUCAAACUGAGGGUUGCUUUCGGAGUUUUUUUUUUUUUAAAAAAAGAAUCGCAGAAUUAUAGAAUUAUAGCCCUUUGAACAUCUCUAGUCUAAGUCCUCCCCAGUCCAAUGCAGUAUUUGCAAUACAGGGUAGGUGCAACUAGAGAAUCCCUGACAGGUGAACUGGGCUACACUGCUGCCACUUGGUAUGUGAUAUGUUACUGUGGUUUGUAUGCUAUUUAUUUAAGGUUUGAACUUUUAAAGGAUACUGGUUUUUUGCAAGUACACAAUGUAGGUCUGUAAAGUAUAGCCCAACAUCAAAUAACCCAAGAAACAACCAAAGGAGGAGUCCUUUAGAUUGAAGGGCAUUGGGAUUCCUGGUUCUGUCUAAGGAUUUCAGUUGCAAGUGGACUGUGCAUCAGGCCUUACAAAAAGGGGCGUUUGCAAGGAUUGCUGAUUUGCACAUGUGUCACAAAUUAACCACCAUAGAGAGAACUUUAAUAUCAUCUGGAAGUCACUAAUUCAGAAUAUUUUGCAGCUCAGGAACCUGUUGUGGUUUAGUUGUCAAUUGAAAUUACCCAGACAUGAAGUUUGGAACUGCCGUUUAACCUCCAAAAGACUGACUACAUGUGUGUGGUUUUUCUCUUGUUCUUUUCUGCUUGGAUUUCUACUGUGAGGGUUAAAGAGAAGUCAAGAUGUUGUUUGAAAUACUGUUGGCUGUUGUCAUGGGAGCAAUCAUUUACCUGUUUCUGACCAAGAAGAAAGAGGACAAAUUAUCUAUGGGAGAUGGAUGGUGGGGCAAAGGACAGAAGCCUGACUCUGAAGAAGAUGUAGCUAUAUAUCCUUUCAAGGUGGAAACAUCAGACAGCGAGAUAAAUUAUUUACAUAGAAGACUUGAUGAGGUGAGAUUUGCCGAGCCAUUAGAGGAUAGUCGCUUUCAAUAUGGGUUUAAUUCAAAUUAUCUUAAGAAGGUUGUCGCUUAUUGGAGGAAUCAGUUCAACUGGAAGAAGCAAGUGGAAGUUCUCAACAAAUUCCCACAGUUCAAAACAAAGAUUGAAGGAAUCGAUGUCCAUUUUCUUCAUGUAAAACCUUCCCAUGUGCCUGAAGGCCAGUCUGCAAAGCCAUUAUUAAUGGUCCACGGCUGGCCUGGCUCAGUCUAUGAAUUUUACAAAAUAAUCCCCCUCCUGAUGGAUCCAGGGAACCAUGGCCUGAGUAGCGAGCAUGUUUUCGAAAUAAUCUGCCCUUCCAUCCCUGGCUACGGCUUCUCCGAGGCACCUCACAAGCAAGGCUUUAAUUCUGUGUGUGCUGCCCGUGUCUUCUAUAAGCUGAUGCUCAGGCUGGGCUUCCAGGAAUUCUAUACCCAAGGAGGGGAUUGGGGCUCGUUGAUCAGUACCAAUCUGGCUCAGAUAGCUCCAAGCCACGUGAAAGGUGUUCACUUAAACAUGGCAACAGUGACUACCCUGCAUUUCAAGCAACUUCUUUCAAUUACCUUGGGACGGUAUUUGCCAGGACUCUUUGGUUUUGAAGAAGUGGAUGUCCAGCGGAUGUUUCCUUUUAAGACAAAAGUGCUCUACAGGAUGCUAGCGGAAGGUGGCUACUUUCACCUACAUGCUACGAAGCCUGACACUGCUGGCUGUGGCUUGAAUGACUCUCCUGUGGGCUUGGCUGCAUACAUCUUGGAGAAGUUUUCUACAUGGACCAAUCCUGCCUUUCGAGAUCUAGAAGAUGGAGGACUAGAAAAGAAGUUCACACUGGAUGAUCUUCUCACAAACAUCAUGAUCUACUGGGUAUCUGGAUGCAUAGUCUCCUCAAUGCGUUUUUACAAAGAGAAUAUGGGGAAAGGAAUUGGCACCCAGAAGCAUGAGAAGCUCUCUGUGCAAGUCCCUGCAGGAAUUGCUUCAUUUCCAUAUGAAGUCCUGCAUAUGCCCCAGUCAUGGCUUCAACAGAAGUAUGCGAACAUCGUUUCCUUCAGCUACAUGGCCAGAGGUGGACAUUUUGCGGCUUUUGAGGAACCAGAGCUCCUUGCAGAAGAUAUUUUGCAGUUUGUGGGAAAAGUAGAAAAGGGCAACUUCGCCAAGAAGUUGGGUUGUGGGCUGUUGUAAUCACCACUGUAGGGAACCCUCCCCCCACGCUUACGAAGUAAUUGAGAUUUAAAAAUGGUAAAAAUGCUUUGCAUUUAGGGUAGCUUUUGCUGAAGUUCCUGGUUUUUUUCUUUUUUUCUUUUUUUGUAGCACUGUUUCUCUUCCCACGUGGGUAGAUAAAAAUUGAAUUGAGGCACAUUCAAACUGACCUUGUGAUGAGUUUAUAUAGCGUAGUGCCCAGAAGCGUGAAGAGUGAAUUAGGAUGUCUUUCAUUCAAAUGGUUACUAUUGCUAUAUCACCAUCCACGCACAUGGCAAUUUCUAUAAUCUUUGAUAAUUCUUGGAGAACAAGUGAGGUCCUUACAAACUGGAGAUGGGCAAAUGUUGUCUCCAACUUCAAAAGGGGGGGGGGAGUAGAACCAGGUAACUACCAACCAGUCAACGUGACAUUGAUACCAGGAAAGGUCCUAGAACAGUCAGUCAUUGCCCACUUAGAAAAGGAUACUGUGAGUACUAAGACCCCACAUAGGUUUUUGCAGAGAAGCUGGUAAAAUGUGGGUUAAAUGAGAUAACUGUUGGGUGAAUCUGUCAAUUUCAGGUUCUGUGUUUUUAUCCAAUCUUAAAUUCACUUCCCUACAUUUCCAUACCAUUUUGCAUUUUCUUUUUAAGUCUUCAUGGAAAUGAAUCAGCAUUUUAGCGCAAAUUUCUCCUAAUAUACAUGUUUGUAUGCUAUUUUGCCCCACGUACACAUUUUUGCAGAGCAGUCUCCCCAAAUUUUCAAUAAUUGUAUGUAUGUAAUUUUCACUAAUAUAUGCUUUUUUAUGUGCAUUUUAAUGGGAUGCAGGUGGCGCUGUGGGUUAAGCCACAGAGCGUAGAGCUUGCUGAUCAGAAGGUCGGCGGUUCGAAUCCCCGCAAUGGAGUGAGCUCCCGUUCCUCUGUCCCAGCUCCUGCCAACCUAGCAGUUCGAAAGCACAUCAAAGUGCAAGUAGAUAAAUAGGUACCGCUCCAAGCGGGAAGGUAAAUGGCGUUUCCGUGCACUGCUCUGGUUCGUCAGAAGCGGCUUUGUUAUGCUCGCCACAUGACCUGGAAGCUGUACGCCAGCUCCCUUGACCAAUAACGCGAGAUGAGCGCUGCAACCCCAGAGUCAGUCACAACUGGACGCCCUCCCAUCAGAUGUCUAAGAGAAAAACAGCUACCAGAUUUUUAGAAGACAUCUGAAGGCAGCCCUGUUUAGGGAUGCUUUUAAUGUUGAAUCGAUUAUUUUAUUUUAUUUUUCUGUUGGAAGCCGCCCAGAGUGGCUGGGGAAACCCAGUCAGAUGGGCGGGGUAUAAAUAAUUAAUAAUAAUAAUAAUAAUAAUUAGUCAGGGGUCCCUUUACCUUUACGUGCAUUUUAUCCCAGGACAUGCAUUUUUCUGCAUGUUUCUUGACUGGAUAAUUUUGAAUUUCGAAAGGUGGCUGUGUUGCAGUUCAUGUACUGUUUCAGAAAGUGCAAAUUUAAGCAGGUUCACCUUUAAAUGCAAAUGGAAUCACAUUUCUCCCCCAGCCCUACAUGUAAGGCAGCUUUCUAUGUCUAGUUUAUAUCUCAAGGCCGGUUCUUCUUCCACCUCAAUGGGGAAGGGCAAUAGCUCAAUGGUUAAGCAUUUACUUUGCAUGUUAUGGUCCCAUGCUCAAUUCCCAGCAUCUCCAGCUAGGAUUGGGAAUGACCCUUCCUGAAACCCUGGUAGGGGACAUCCUACCAGGCAUUGUAGAUAGUGCUGAGCUAGAUGGACCAGUGGUCUGACUUGCUAGGAGGCCGCUUCCUAUGUUCCUAACACUUAGCUUAGAAAUUGCCGAAGCAACCGGCUCUGGAGGCCACAGGCUGCUCUGCCUGCAUUAUUUAUCCGCACCUUUUUGUUCCUUGGCUUUCUGAGUGACAUUCAUUUGUCCUCCUGCGUCUUCAUCCCCCACGUGUGGUCUCCUAUUUCAGGGCAUGAAGUCACUCGCCAGAAGGUUCCUUGUGCACACCAGCAUCUGUUACAACAAGGGAACAUAGCUGUACAGUAAUUUAAAUUAAUGUUCCCCGGUAGACUGAUCUGUCACGAUACAGACAAAAUAAGUGGGAAGGAAGUUCACUAAGUGAUGUUUGCCAGACCUUGUUUUCCACUCUUUAGUGCAGAAAUAUUUCGUGUCUUGCCUCCUGCAGCAGCCCCAUUUCAGGGGCCCGGCCCAGGGAAAGGGGAUUGCGUGAAAGCUACUGCACACACCACUGUGCUCUUGUGCUAACAAUCUUUGAUAGGGAGGGGGGGGGAGUCUUGGGAGGUGAGAAUAAAUACUACCAAGAAAGCUGCCUUUGCAUACAAAGACUUCAGAUGCCUUGGCAGCUGCUAUGCUGUGUAACUGGAGACAACUAAAGCACACACACAGAGCAACCGCCACAAGGGAAGUAGAUGUCAUAAUGGUAUUAUUCAUGUUCUGUCCCACAGGCGAGCCAAGAAGUUCCUUACCUAGAAUUUAUCUCUUUCAGGCCAUUUCAGAAGUCUUGUGCACUUGUCACAGUUCAAGAGACCGAAUCACAGACUUAUAGGGUUGGAAGGGACCAUGAGGGUCAUCUGGUCCGACCCCAUGCAAUUUAGGAAUCUUUCAUCCAAUGUGGGGCUCUAACCCAUGACCCUGAGAUUAAGAGUCUCGUGCCCUUACCACCUGAGCUAUCCCAGACUAAACAGACCAACCUAAAUAUGAGAAUUUGGGAAAUACAUCGUAAGAUGCCAUGUUUUCCUCCAGUUUCUCAGGGUUUCGAAGAGGUGGAAUUAAUUUCCACUUCCAAAAUGGCCCUGUGCAAAUGUUGAUGGUAAAUAUUCUCCAGGUGUGUUGAUACUCCACACUUCCAUUUGAUAUCCGAAGGUUUGGCAGUAGGGAUCAGCACUUGAGCUGCUGACAAAUGGAGAAGAGUAACAUUUGAUAGAUGCCUUGCAAUGUUUUAUGCUUACUUGCUUAUUUACUUCUGGAGCGGUGACAGACUUUGGGCUUUAAAAUUUCAGGGGUGCCCCAUGCAAUGCCAGAAUUCAGCACCCUCCCCAUCUCUCGCCUUCAGUUGUUCAUCAUUGUUUUCUGAGGAGAUAAUGAAAAGGUCUUUAUUUCUAUCUUUCGGACCUGCCAUUGUUAAGUCUUCAGUUGCUUACAUUGACCAUCUACCUGCCUGUAGCAAUGAAUCCCAGAUGGGCAGAAGAGGUGGGGACUGACCUGGUGGAAUUUAGUCUCACACUUCUGGGAGCAGGGGAAGCCUCUGGAGGCAAGAGACCUGCUGUGAUUGCCUGGCCCAUCAUUUCUGAGCAGGGGGUGGGAGGUUGGAGUUGACCAGGUAGGUCCUGGGCAUGGUGAACACUUCAUUGUGUGGUGCUGCUGCUACUGAGAAAGCUGGCUCUGGACCCAAUGGAUUGUAACCACAAAUACCCGCCUUUUAGGGGAUGGUGACUUAGCAGGUCAUGGCAGAACUGCAGGCAUUCCUGGAUGAAACAUUAUCUGGAUCCAUUCCAGUCUGGGUUCAGGACCCAGCUUCUUACUCUGAUGGAUUACACUUAUGGAAAGGAGGACCUGGGGAAUGCAACCUUGUUCCUUCUGCUUGGUAUCUCAGUGGCUUUCGACACUAUUAGCCAUCCUCACGCACAGGUUAGUGCAAGGUCAAAAUAAAUCUUUAUUGUUUUCAAAGCU
This is a messenger RNA of Zootoca vivipara (common lizard), 5990 nucleotides long. It is a transcript of the gene EPHX1, whose product is annotated as epoxide hydrolase 1. Lineage: Eukaryota; Metazoa; Chordata; Lepidosauria; Squamata; Lacertidae. The record is from RefSeq and is a predicted model, not a curated record. Gene Ontology annotation, molecular function: epoxide hydrolase activity. Gene Ontology annotation, biological process: epoxide metabolic process.